Messenger RNA from Linum tenue, 663 nucleotides. Lineage: Eukaryota; Viridiplantae; Streptophyta; Magnoliopsida; Malpighiales; Linaceae. The record is from the annotation of a GenBank genome assembly.
AUGAAGUACUUUGAUUGGCGCAUUUGGGCUUCAUUGGUGCCUAUUGUUGGAGGAAUACUCUUGACAUCGGUGACAGAGCUCAGUUUCAAUGCUUUCGGAUUUUCUGCUGCCCUGCUUGGCUGCUUGGCAACUUCCACAAAGACUAUCCUUGCAGAGUCCUUACUGCAUGGGUACAAAUUUGACAGCAUAAACACGGUGUACUACAUGGCUCCUUUGGCUACCAUGAUACUUGGUGUGCCAGCAAUGCUACUAGAAGGCAAUGGGGUUCUGGAAUGGUUUCAUAUGCACGAGACUAUCUACUCUUCCCUUUUUAUCAUACUCCUAUCUGGUGUACUUGCCUUCUGCCUCAACUUUUCGAUCUUCUACGUGAUUCAUUCAACAACAGCUGUCACCUUCAAUGUUGCCGGGAACCUCAAGGUUGCAGUUGCCGUGCUGAUUUCAUGGCUGAUAUUCAGGAACCCAAUCUCAGCGAUGAAUGCUGUGGGAUGUGCUAUCACGCUCGGUGGAUGUAGUUUCUAUGGAUAUGUAAGCCAUUUGUUGUCACAACAGCCAGCCCCUCAAGGAACUCUGUGGACGCCCAAGACUGCAAGAAGCCGAAUGGAGUUACUGCCUCUUGUAAAUGAUAAAUUAGAUGAUAAGUUGAGGCAACAUAGGGAGGAGUAA